Messenger RNA from Helianthus annuus (common sunflower), 608 nucleotides. RefSeq lists its product as uncharacterized. The record is from RefSeq and is a predicted model, not a curated record. The coding region runs from base 30 to 608 and encodes 192 amino acids. The transcript is spliced from 3 exons. NCBI's taxonomy places the organism in Eukaryota, Viridiplantae, Streptophyta, Magnoliopsida, Asterales, Asteraceae.
CUACAUCCAUUGAUUUAAUAUCCACUAUAAUGAUAAACAACAAUCCGUUUCAUGUUAGGAUUGAAACGGAUGGCGGUAAAUUCGGAUUUACCGUUGGUAUUGACGUUAUUGUUAGUUUGUUACAUUUAGAGCCUGGUUGUUUUUUGAUAUUUACAAAGUAUUUUGGUAAUGAUUUUAACUUAAAAGUAUUUGGAAAAAAUUGUGUUGAAAAGAACUUUCUUGAUGUAGACGUUGAUGUGCCUUUAGUUCCUCCUAUUGAUGCUGUGAAUGAAAUUUAUGAACAACCACAUAGUCGUGUGUAUCGGUUUUCCCGUACCGUUGGUACCGAUUUUAUCCUUCCCGAUCGUGUCUCUGAAAUGGCCAAACUUAAUAUUUGUUUGAAAGAUAUAACCGUCAGACUUUUGAAUCUGGAACCUCCAGUUCAGUUUACCAAUGGUACAAGACGUGAAAGGACACAUAAUGGUUUUCGAUAUGCGUUAAGGAGAUGGUCUAAGUUCAUGAAAACUGCUGGAAUUAAGGUCCGUGACACCGUUGACUAUUGUUUUGAUGAAAAUGAUCAAGUGCUAAGUGUUGAAAAGGUUGUACCUUACGUUAGUGGUCGUAUUUAG